AUGGCGGAAUUACAAAAAUUCGUAGAUUUAACGGUUGAAAUCAUCACUUCGGAUGGACGUGUCAUAGUGGGAUUGCUAAAGGGAUUCGAUCAAACGAUAAACGUGAUCCUCUCAAAUUGCCAUGAACGGGUCUAUUCCGAAAAUGAAGGAGUGGAAAAGAUGAGUCUUGGGUUGUACAUAAUACGAGGGGAUAAUAUAGUUCUAAUCGGUGAACUUGAUCAAGAACGAGACGCAUCAAUAAAUCUAUCCGAGAUCAGGGCUGCGCCUAUUAAUGACAUUACCAGACGUUGA
Acaulospora morrowiae is the source of this 291-nucleotide messenger RNA. The record is from the annotation of a GenBank genome assembly. NCBI's taxonomy places the organism in Eukaryota, Fungi, Glomeromycota, Glomeromycetes, Diversisporales, Acaulosporaceae.